Messenger RNA from Gossypium arboreum, 1277 nucleotides. RefSeq names its product serine/threonine-protein phosphatase PP1-like. The coding region runs from base 263 to 1219 and encodes 318 amino acids. The transcript is spliced from 4 exons. Gene Ontology annotation, cellular component: cytoplasm; nucleus. The record is from RefSeq and is a predicted model, not a curated record. NCBI's taxonomy places the organism in Eukaryota, Viridiplantae, Streptophyta, Magnoliopsida, Malvales, Malvaceae. Gene Ontology annotation, molecular function: protein serine/threonine phosphatase activity.
CUUCCAUGAAUUACUCUAAAAUGUCUUUUACCUUCUUUAACCCUUUUUAUAUUUCCCUUUUUUUGUAAAGAUUGAUUCUUUUGAUCCUCAUUUUUUUACCCUUUUUUUCCUCUCCAUCUCUCUCAAUCUUAAUAGUUUCAACUCCUUCUGAUUCAUCAUCGAAAACCCAUUUUUUCUCAUCUAUUAAUUGUAAGAAUUAAACAAGAACUUUUUUUGUUUUGGUGGUGAAUUCUUGAAGCAAAAAGAAAAAAAAUAAGGGGUGAUGAUGACCAUGGAGGGAAUGAUGGAUCAAGCAGUGUUGGAUGAUAUAAUACGAAGGUUAUUGGAGGGGAAAGGAGGCAAACAGGUCCAACUUUCUGAAGGAGAGAUCCGUCAACUUUGUAUUAAUGCUCGUCAAAUCUUCAUUUCUGAGCCUAAUCUGCUUCAGAUUAAAGCUCCCAUUAGAAUCUGUGGUGAUAUACAUGGACAAUACCAAGAUCUGUUGAGGGUAUUCGAAUACGGUGGGUAUCCUCCGGAUGCAAACUAUUUGUUCCUUGGGGACUAUGUUGAUCGAGGCAAGCAAAGUUUGGAGACAAUAUGUUUGCUUUUAGCCUAUAAAAUAAGAUACCCCGACAGGAUUUUUCUCUUGAGAGGGAACCAUGAAGAUGCAAAGGUGAAUCGGAUUUAUGGGUUUUAUGAUGAGUGUAAAAGGAGAUUUAACGUUAGUCUUUGGAAACUUUUUACCAACUGCUUUAACAAUUUGCCUGUGGCUGCACUCAUUGAUGAGAAGGUACUUUGUAUGCAUGGAGGGUUGUCUCCUGAUUUGGAAAAUGUGAAUCAGAUCAAGGAAAUCGAGAGGCCGACCGAAGUGCCCGACGGUGGACUUCUCUGUGAUCUUCUUUGGUCCGAUCCUAAUCCCAACGUCGAGGGUUGGGCGGACAGUGAUCGAGGCAUUUCAUGCACCUUUGGAGCCGAUGUUGUUGCCAAGUUUUUGGAGAAGAAUGACCUUGAUCUCAUUUGCCGAGGCCAUCAAGUUGUGGAGGAUGGGUAUGAGUUUUUUGCUAAUAGGAAAUUAGUAACAAUAUUUUCGGCCCCAAACUAUGGUGGAGACUUUGACAAUGCUGGCGCUCUAUUGAGUAUUGACGAAGCUCUUGUUUGCUCCUUUGAGAUAUUGAAACCAGCAGCAAUAAGCGGAAAUAAGGUUCCUCUAAAGAAGCCACAGAAGAUCGGCACGACCUGAUGAAGCAGUUUCCGGAGGUGGCGUCGUUGUUCAGCACAAAUACGAAAUACCGACAAGC